AUGAUCGUACAUGGCCGGGCUCAGAGGCAGCUUGACACGCUGCGCGUGUCCCUGCGCCACGAGAAGGGCGAGCUCUUCCGGACCCGUGCGCGCUACUGUGCCGAAGCUAGCGGUGAGCUGGACACAACCCGCGCGCGGCCCUGGGCCUCAGCUGGGAGGCGGGGGCCUCCGGCCUGUAGGGCUCUUGAAGCGGGUGGUGCGAAAGCCCUUGUCUUCGAGCUGGAGGUGCUUGAAGGCCAAGGGCCGAGAGGGCGUGUCCUGGGCCAGGUGGUGCACCAGCGUGACUUCCUUGCACCCGGCAGGCAGCGGGAGCCGGUGGGCACGGGCUGGGUGUGCGCCGUGCUCUUCUUGCCUCCAGGACCUGGACCUUUCCCAGGAAUCAUUGAUCUCUUUGGUCUUGGAGGGGGCCUGCUGGAAUAUCGAGCAAGCCUUCUGGCUGGCCAUGGCUUUGCCACAUUAGCUCUAGGUCAUUAUGACUUUGAAGCUCUCCCCAAGGAGUUCGGCGACCUAAACCUGCACUACUUUGAAGAAGCCCUGUACUACAUGCUUCAACACUCCCAGGUAAAGGACCCAGGUAUUGGCCUUCUGGGCAUUUCUGCAGGGGCUGAUAUUUGUCUCUUUAUGGCCUCAUUUUUGAAGAACAUCUCAGCUACAGUUUUCAUCAAUGGAUCUGUGUUUAGUACAAGCAGAGCCAUAUGCUACAAGGAGACUCGCAUCUCACCACUGGACUACAGUAUGAGGAAAAGCAAGAUACUUUUCUCAGGCCUCCUGGACGUUGUGGUUGUGCUGAAUGAUACUGUAGGAGAGUGUGACAUCCCCUACAUGAUGCCAAUAGAGAAGGCUCAGGGACCUAUCCUCUUCAUUGUUGGUCAGGAUGACCAUAACUAGAGGAGUGAGUUAUUAGCCCAAAUAGCCACUGAAUGGUUACAGGCCUGUGGAAAGGAAAGACCCCAGAUCAUCUCUUACCCCGGGACUGGGCAUUACAUUGAGCCUCCUUACUUCUCCACAUGCCCAGCUUCCCUGCACAUUUUAAUGAAAAAGCCUGUGAUGUAUGGUGGGGAGCCCGGUGCUCAUUCUAGGGCCCAGGUAGAUGCUUGGAAGCAUAUUCUGACCUUCUUCUGCACACAUCUUGUAGGUACCCAGAAGGGAGCAUCUCCCAAGUUAUAA
Messenger RNA from Artibeus jamaicensis (Jamaican fruit-eating bat), 1167 nucleotides. Its product is annotated as peroxisomal succinyl-coenzyme A thioesterase. Gene Ontology annotation, molecular function: fatty acyl-CoA hydrolase activity. Gene Ontology annotation, cellular component: peroxisome. The record is from RefSeq and is a predicted model, not a curated record. Gene Ontology annotation, biological process: acyl-CoA metabolic process; fatty acid metabolic process. NCBI's taxonomy places the organism in Eukaryota, Metazoa, Chordata, Mammalia, Chiroptera, Phyllostomidae.